Vitis riparia (riverbank grape) is the source of this 717-nucleotide messenger RNA. Its product is annotated as pleckstrin homology domain-containing protein 1. NCBI's taxonomy places the organism in Eukaryota, Viridiplantae, Streptophyta, Magnoliopsida, Vitales, Vitaceae. The transcript has a single exon. The record is from RefSeq and is a predicted model, not a curated record. Bases 88 to 519 code for a protein of 143 amino acids.
ACAAUAAAUUGCAAAUGCCCCGUGAUCAUCAUACGCUAUCGAAAUUCCCAUCUUCCCAUCCAAGUUUUCAAUUGAGCAGGGGCAGUGAUGUGGAGCCUAUGGCGAGCGGCGACCGGCACCGCCGAUGACUCGGACGACUACGGCGGCGUGGAGUUCUGGUCAAACCCUGAGCGCACGGGCUGGCUCACCAAACAAGGCGAGUACAUCAAGACCUGGCGUCGCCGCUGGUUCGUCCUCAAGCAAGGCAAGCUCUUCUGGUUCAAGGAAUCCACCAUCACCCGCGCCUCCAGGCCGCGUGGCGUUAUUCCAGUGGCCUCCUGCCUCACCGUCAAAGGCGCCGAGGACGUCCUCAACAAACAGUUCGCUUUCGAGCUCUCAACUCGCACUGAGACCAUGUACUUCAUCGCCGAUUCCGAGAAGGAGAAGGAGGAUUGGAUCAACUCCAUCGGGCGAUCAAUUGUUCAGCACUCCCGCUCCGUCACCGAUUCCGAGAUCGUCGACUACGAUAGCAAGCGAUGAAGAUUGAUCUGUCCGUGUUUUGUAAAAAUAGGUGCGCUUUUUCAACGACUUUUGUCUGUGUGUAUAAAUCAAUUCGGAUCGUUUCGUGUUUGAUCCUUGUAUGACUGCUCCGUUACACAAUGAUCCGAUCUUUAUUAUAUGGAAUUUCUUUUUUUCUUUUUUUAGAUUGAAUUCAAGUCUAUCUUGUUUCGGUUGUUA